Messenger RNA from Ruditapes philippinarum (Manila clam), 3263 nucleotides. Its product is annotated as sushi, von Willebrand factor type A, EGF and pentraxin domain-containing protein 1-like. Bases 1 to 2430 code for a protein of 809 amino acids. The transcript is spliced from 17 exons. Lineage: Eukaryota; Metazoa; Mollusca; Bivalvia; Venerida; Veneridae. The record is from RefSeq and is a predicted model, not a curated record.
AUGACUGUCUAUUCGGGAUGUCCUAAACCAAUUGUUCCUGCUGAUAAAAACGUCCAUAUACCUAUGAUUGAUACAGAACUAUCCAGUAAGGUAUUCGUUUUCAAGAAUACAAUCUCAUAUUUAUGUAAUGUGGGCUAUGAAUUCUCAAUUCCAAAGAAAAACAACACAUAUCGGUCCAUUGAGUGUGGAAGUGAUAAAAACUGGUCUACAUUUGACACAUGUACAAUAAAACAAUGUCCUAAACCAAACGUUGCUGCAAUUAUCCCCUUACAUAUAGUUAUGAAUGCUACAGAAAUAUCCAUGAAUCGUUUCGUUUUCAUGCAAACCAUUUCAUACACUUGCAUGACUGGCUAUGAAUUCUCAGAUGCAAAUCCAAGCAACAUGAGUCGGACCAUUGAGUGUCAAAGUGAUAAAACCUGGACUUACGUUGACAAAUGCACAAGAAAGGUAUGUAAUCCACUCUCUAUCAAUCCUGCCGACAAGGUGCAUUUAUUGCAAAACGGUCCUACCGACAACGUGCAUUUAUUGCAAAAUGAAACAAAAAACGAUACUAAAAUAUACAAGUACCAGGAUAAGCAAUCUUAUGAGUGCAACGAGGGCUACGAAUUCACAAGAAAUCCUACUGGAAAUAAAACGCAGAGUACUACUUGUCAAAGUGACAGAACAUGGACUACAAUUGAAACGUGCCAAAGAAAAGAUUGCGGACCUCUGGACAUGUUGAAUAUUUCAAAUUUUAAAGACAAACUUCUAUUUUCUGACACAAAAUACGGAUCCAGUGCUGCUGUAACAUGUGUAACAGGGUACUAUGAUUACAAUAAAUCCCAGAUGAAGGGGGUAUCAUCCACACUGAUCAAAUGUUCUGAGAACGGAACAUGGGCAAAUGUACCAAACUGUGUCAGAAAAGAUUGUGGAAACCUAGUAGAUAUCCCGAUAACUAAUGCCGAUCACAGACGUCUACAUACAGAUACAACAUUUGAAUCAACAGCUGAUAUAGACUGCGAUGACGGAUAUUAUAUUAAAGGUAGAAAUCAAACAGCUGGAAUAUCAACGCAACAAAUAACAUGUUCUGAUACAGGAGCAUGGACCCAUGUGCCAGUAUGCGUCCCUAAAGAUUGUGGGAGUUUGGACAAAUUAAAUUUAUCAAAUGCUAAAAACAGAAGCCUGGUCAACGGAACCACAAUUUAUACGUCGCUGGCGAAUAUAACUUGCGACGAGGGAUAUAAGGAGUUACUUAGUAGCCAGGUACCAGGAUUAACAAGCACUUUGGUUAGAUGUAACGAACACGGAACGUGGGCAAAUCUACCGAAAUGUGUCAGAAAAGAUUGUGGAAAUCUAGAAAACAUACGUUUGACUAAUGUCAAUGAAAGACAUUAUAUGAACGGCACGGUAUUUACAUCGAUCGCAAGCAUUAGCUGUGAUGAUGGUUUCAAAGAUAAAUAUGGUGACCAAACCGAAGGAAUAUCCACAACUAUAAUAACCUGUAGUGAAACAGGCGAUUGGACGAAUUUACCAACCUGUGUCAGAAAGGAUUGUGGACCUUUGAGUGCCCCAGCAAAUGGUUAUGUUAGUUUUACCCAGAACAAUACAGUAUAUGGUACAAUUGCAAUAUACAAGUGUGAUCCUGGAUUCUUUAUGACCGGUCGAGAAACUGCACGAUGUAUGACAUCUGGUCAUUGGAGUAACAAUUUUUCCCAUUGCCAAAUAAAAGAUUGUGGAUUGCUGGUACCACCCAAAGAUGGCUUUGUUGUCACACUUAAUGGAACACACUUUGGUGCAUCUUCUGAAUUUAGGUGUAAUCCUGGAUAUACUUUGUACGGAGAUUAUUUCACAACUUGCUUGUCAAAUGGAGCAUGGCAAAAAUAUCACGUGACCUGCAUACUACAGAAGAAAGCAACGCCUAUAACUUGUUUUAGCUGUGAUGGUAUGUUCAAUCCUGAAUAUUGUGACAAAGUUGAACAUUGUCAGGGGACCCAGAUAUGCUAUACAGAAUCUUAUCAGACUGAUUAUGGAAAGGCAUUUCGCUCUGGUUGUAUGGAUGAACAAAAAUGUUACAAAGAGGAAAAUAGUACCUCAAAUUCUGUUUGUGUUGAAUGUUGUACAAGCGAAAUGUGUAACAAUAAAGGUUGUGGAAAUACAGAUUUUCCUUCAAGAGAACAUAGGGGUCCAAUGUGCUUUGAUUGUCAACAUAUCGGUGAUAUAAAUUCUUGUUUAAAGGUUACAAUGUGUGCAUCAGAUCAGGUGUGCUCUAUAGAAAAACAACAAUGGGGAGAUACUUACCAUUAUAAACUAGGGUGUACUCAUCAUUUGUGCAACUCAUUGUCACAUCAAAUUCCUGGGACUUUAUCAUCGUGUCACGCAUGCUGCAGAGACGAUUAUUGUAAUAGAAACUGUACUUCAAGUUCUUCACCAGGGGAGAUAUUUGUCGGUUAAAAACGUUAAGGAUAAAGAAUAGGAAGAAAAACAAACAUUGUAAUGCCGUUUUCUGUUUGAUCAUGGACUCAUCCACGCAGUCGUUUUGUAUAUAUUCUAUUUUUGCCUCAAUGCAUAGCAACAUUUUAUCUCUUCAAUUUAAAUCAAUAUCUUCAGUAAUAAAUUGUAUGAAGAAACUUCAAAGAAACGUUUAUUUUCUGACGGAUACAUGAAAUUGGUCAUUUUAUGCAUGCACAGAUUUGGAAAUGGACGUUUAAUCCUUUCAAGUUAAGACUCUAUGAAGACUCUACUUUGGUAUAAUAUUGUGUUUGUGUGUGUGUGUGCGUGCGUGCGUUUGUAUGUGCGUGCGUGCGUGUGCGUGCGUGCGUGCGUGUGUAUGUAUGUGCGUAUGUGUGUUUGGGUGAAGUUGAAUACUAACGUUCACUUUUUGUAUUUUUCAAAAUCUUUUUGACGAUGUCUAUGAUAGGUGUACACCUGUUUUAAAAUUAAAUAUUUUGAAUUAGAACAUUUACAUAGAAGCAUUUAUAUUUUUAUUGAUUGAUACUUUUGUUUCACCAAUUGCCUCUAGUGAUACGAUGAGGUCAUGUGUAUGAUAUUUUCUAAUUUCAUGAUGAAACUUAACAUAAUUACAUGAAAAAAUUAAUUUCAUAUUUCUAUUGCAUGCAGUGAUGAUUGAUAUUUUUUUACGAUUACAUACAUUUAUGAUGAUUAAUAUAUAAUUAGACCGCGACUGAUUAUUUUGUAAAGAAACAUUGUAUUAUAUGUUUGUAUAUAUGUACUCACUGUACUCACAGGCAUUUGCCUUUUUUUCAAUAUAAUUAUUCAUUCAUUCA